AUGGAACUUGGAGCUUCUAUGUUGGAUAUAGUCCAUUUUAUGGAUCCUGGUGUAAUUCUUUUAGUUGCAGGCGAUGGUGAUUAUUAUCCUAUAUUAACACGGGCCCUGAAAUAUAAUUGGAAGAUUGAGGUCUGGUUUUGCUCAUCAGGGAUAUGCGAUGACCUCAUGAAAGAUUCCUUUCUUCCCCUGGAUAGUCUUUACCGACAUUUCACAUAUGCAUAUGGACAGGACCCU
Molecule: messenger RNA, 234 nt
Organism: Paraglomus brasilianum
Lineage: Eukaryota; Fungi; Glomeromycota; Glomeromycetes; Paraglomerales; Paraglomeraceae
Source: the annotation of a GenBank genome assembly